Molecule: messenger RNA, 547 nt
Organism: Malus domestica (apple)
Lineage: Eukaryota; Viridiplantae; Streptophyta; Magnoliopsida; Rosales; Rosaceae
Product: EKC/KEOPS complex subunit PCC1
Cellular component (GO): EKC/KEOPS complex
Source: RefSeq, a predicted model, not a curated record
GAAACGCAGCGUUUUGUUAGUCUAGAAGACUAGAACCCAAUAAACCCCAGUGAGACGCCCAGCUCAUCGUCUCCAACUUCUCAGCUCCACAGAACCAUGGCUGCAGCAGCUUCUGACAUGACAAUGGCAGAUGCCCAAACCCAGUGGGAGUUUAGCUGUGACUUGGAGGUAGAUUUUGAGUCCGAGGAAAGUGCUUCCAUUGUCUAUGCAACAUUAGCUGUUGAUAAGGAGUUGCAACCAGACAAGGUGAAAAGGCAGAUGUCAGUUUCCAACUGCAAGCUUUCCGUGCACUUUGAGGCUGUUGAGGCGAGAUUUCUUCGAGCAUCAUACAGCGCUUUGUUAGAUGCGUUGACACUCGCCACGAAAACAAUUGAAGAAUUUGGAAAUGGAUUGGAACUGUGAGCGGUUAGCUUUGCUAGUUUUUCAAUGAAAGGAUUCAAAGCAUGAAUUGUAGUUUGAUUACUUAGCAUACGACCUAUAGCAUUCAGCGAUAUCCUCUACGCAACAUUUCAAUGCGAUUUAUGCAUCGUUGGAUUUACAAUCCGUA